AUGAUCCAUCUGCUGCUGGUUGGAAUCACAGUUGUGGGAUCGCAGCAUAUGACUCUCUGUGAUUAUUAUGAAAAACUUGGAGUAGCAAAAUCAGAAUGUGGUCACAUCAUCAAACCUCAGCGGGACUUGGGAUUCUACAAUCCUCCGACUACAUAUGAAGCACCAAAUACUUUCAGAUUUAACAGUUUCAAUCCUAGCAGUAAUAAUGUGAAUUCUCAAUUCAAUGUCUUCCACUCAUUCUCCAAUAAUCUUGUUGGGAAUCUUCCACUUUGCCGAAACUAUUUUCAUUCAUGUAUGAGUUCAACAGCAUGUGAAUCUGGAACAAUUUGCACAAAUGGAAUCGAACAAGGCUCUUGCUGCACAAAUCCUCAUCAAGCCAGCUGUCCAUCAGUCACAUCCAUGAAUAUCAAUUGUAGAAAAACUAGAAGUGUGAAUUGGUGUAACAGUGAUAUGGACUGCAGAGGAGGAUCAACGACGGCGUCAAUGUGUUGUCCAACUGGAUGCAAUUAUAAUAUGUGUGUGCAUGUUGGAGCACAAGUGUUUCAUCCGAGAAGAAGUAUUGUAUUCAAUUCUCUCUCCCCAAAUGCUGCUUCUUCUGAUCAAUGUCCGGAUCCCUUCCAAUUGGGAGUGAAAUGUGUUGCCACCAGAGGAGCCAACUGGUGUCACACUGAUAAUGACUGCCGAAGUGGAUUGUAUAUCAGAAAAUGCUGCGCCACAAACUGCGGAUACAAUACGUGUGUAAUGAAGUUCAAUGACAAGUGGAUCAUUGCUUAA
This is a messenger RNA of Caenorhabditis briggsae, 774 nucleotides long. The transcript has 7 exons. Gene Ontology annotation, molecular function: peptidase inhibitor activity. Lineage: Eukaryota; Metazoa; Nematoda; Chromadorea; Rhabditida; Rhabditidae. Gene Ontology annotation, cellular component: extracellular region. The record is from RefSeq and is a predicted model, not a curated record. Bases 1 to 774 code for a protein of 257 amino acids.